This is a messenger RNA of Jaculus jaculus (lesser Egyptian jerboa), 2020 nucleotides long. Its product is annotated as plasma membrane ascorbate-dependent reductase CYBRD1. Gene Ontology annotation, molecular function: oxidoreductase activity. The transcript is spliced from 4 exons. Bases 50 to 907 code for a protein of 285 amino acids. Gene Ontology annotation, cellular component: lysosomal membrane. The record is from RefSeq and is a predicted model, not a curated record. NCBI's taxonomy places the organism in Eukaryota, Metazoa, Chordata, Mammalia, Rodentia, Dipodidae.
CCCGCAGACUUCGCCGAGCGGCCGCGGGCGGGCCGAGCAUGGGGUUGUGAUGGCCAUGGACGGAUACCGGGGCUUCCUGGGGCUGCUGGUGGCGGCGCUGCUCGUCGGCUUCCUGUCGGUGCUCUUCACCCUCAUCUGGGUCCUCCACUACCGAGAGGGGCUCGGCUGGGACGGGAGCGGGCUGGAGUUUAACUGGCACCCGGUGCUCAUGGUGACCGGCUUCGUCUUCAUCCAGGGCAUCGCCAUCAUCGUGUACAGGCUGCCAUGGACCUGGAAAUGCAGCAAGCUCCUGAUGAAGUCCAUCCACGCGGGGCUACACGCCACCGCCACCCUCCUCGCCAUCAUCGCCGUGGUGGCCGUGUUUGAUUACCACAGUGCCCGGGCUAUCCCCCACAUGUAUAGUCUGCACAGCUGGAUUGGACUGACCGUCGUCAUUCUCUAUGUCCUGCAGCUUCUCCUAGGUGUUCUCAUCUUCCUGCUUCCAUGGGCUCCACUCUCUGUCCGAGCAGCAGCCAUGCCCAUCCAUGUCUAUUCCGGGCUUCUCCUCUUUGGAACGGUGAUUGCCACGGUCCUCAUGGGAGUGACAGAGAAGCUGUUUUUUGCCCUGAAAAACCCUGCAUACCAUUCAUUCCCGCCAGAAGGUGUUUUCACAAACACCCUGGGCCUCCUGAUUCUGGUGUUUGGAGCCCUCAUUUUUUGGAUCGCCACCAGACCACAGUGGAAACGUCCUAAGGAAGCAGGUUCUAUCCUUCAGCCCAACGGGGGGGCUGCAGAUGGGAUGGAAGGCCCCAUGGUGGUAAGCGUGAGCAGCAGCGCGGACAGAUCGGACGCAGAGCUGAACAGUGACGCGGCCGCCAGGAAAAGAACCUUCGGCCUUGACGAGACGGGCCAGAGAUCCACCAUGUAAAAUGUUCUACAGGUAGCCGUGUGACCUCUCUUCUUAAACCCAGUCGUACCCUUUAGCUUCUCCUGCUUAGCCACAAGAGGACUGCCAAUGCUGAUUGUAGUCAUCGGCCAGGAUUUCUUGAGAGACUGUGUUGAUUGAGGCCUGGGAACUCCCCUGAAUUGGAAAGGACAUGACCUAUAUCAAUCUUAGUAGAUAGAAAUUGUCUUUAUUCUCUCUUUCUUCUCAAGGACCAAAGUGUUAGACGGUGCCUCGCCUACCCCAGGGUGCUCACGGUGCGUCUCUCGGUUGCCUGUUCGAUUAACUGGCAUCAGCCUUGUCCUGCAGUCAUGUCCUGUUAAUUCUGGGAGCCCAGGGAUCGCAGAAGUAGGUAGAGCCAGAAUAUUAGAUCAUGAAUAUUUGGAACAGGUUUUAACCCAUUGUCCCACGCAGAUAUAGUGACUAAAACACAGGAGAAAAUAACUGUAAGAAAAUAACUCGUUACUUCUCAUGGUAGCCCCCUGCUCCCUUCUGAGCUGGUAUGGGUCAGAUGGGGGCUGGACGCUAGGGUUAUCUUUGGGCAUUUUGGAGCAAUCGCUGGGCCACAGGGAGCUGAAGCGGUAUUGUCUGGUUAGACAUGGGAAUAUAUUUAAUUCUCGGCUGAGUUCUAACACUUGAGGACUUGGUGUGCGUUGCAGUCCAUCUUCUAAGCCUCCUGGAAGGCGACUGUGCCUGAAGGCUAAAGCAGCAUCAAACUGCCCUACGCACUGCUAAGAGCACUUUCCCCUAAGUUUGCUGUGUUUACUUUUUAAAAGUGCUGCCCUGGCACUUAACCAUGCACCACACACUCUUCUAAGCACUUUACAAACAUUAGCUCCCUCAGUCCCCAGACAGACUUCGUAAGACAGGUAUCUGUUAUGAACCCCAUCUGUAGGUGAGAUCGCUGAAGCUUGGAAAGGGUAGUCACGAGCAUCCACAUCACUCAGGCCACACUGCAGUCUGUCCAGGAUCCUAACCGUUUCACUGAGCUGCUUUUCUGGUUUGUAACAACUUGCACCACGUUGACCCACGCCUAACUAAACCUUUGGUGCUCUUCCAAAGAGAGUCCUCACAAGGCCAAGAAAAAAAAAGGCACCA